AUGGUGACUGCGACAACCCUCUCCCACACUCUCCGCCGGCGACUACACUCCCAUCGACAACAUAGUCGUCGAUUGCGGUUCCACAACCUCCGGCAGCAACAGAGCCGACGACCGGAGCUGGGACGGCGACAACCCUUCGAAAUUCCUCCAGCCCGGUUCGGAGUCGGCUUCUUCCACACCAACAGAGCAUUCCACAAGGCUCGAAAAAGUGCCUUACCUCUCUGCCCGAUGGUCUCGCUCCAACUUCACCUACUCUUUCCCAGUCAACCCCGGCCAGAAAUUCAUCCGCCUCUACUUCUUCCCGGCUACAUACUCUCCCGAUUUCAACAAAUCUGCCGCCUCCUUCUCCGUCAUCGCCGUAGAGGAAGAUGGGUCGCGGAGAUUUUGGCGUGGCGGCGAUGGGAAUUGGGACCUGGAAAAUGGGAUUUGUCUCUGGGAAGUGGGGGGGAGUCGACAGUCCUGGGGUAA
This is a messenger RNA of Linum trigynum, 468 nucleotides long. NCBI's taxonomy places the organism in Eukaryota, Viridiplantae, Streptophyta, Magnoliopsida, Malpighiales, Linaceae. The record is from the annotation of a GenBank genome assembly.